UACAGCGCCUCUAUUCUUCAACACCGAUACCAUCCUUGGUUCUCUUCUCUCGGCUGUUUUUGUUCGUCGAGGUUGGUGGAUUAUUAUGAUGCAGCAGGCGAUCCCCUACAGCAGCGGCAAGGCAUGGCCCUCGCUGAGUCGGGCGCCGGAGGCAUGGGAGCUCAAGAAGAUCAUCGGCGGCGCCGGCGAGAUCAGGGUGGCGGUGGAGGAGAACCCCGUGGUGGUGGUGGGGCGGAGCGGCUGCUUCAUGGUCCACGUCGUCCGGAGGCUGCUGCUGGGGCAGGGGGUCAACCCCGUGGUGUGCGAGGUCGGGGAGGACGCUGACGAGGCCGCCAUCAUGGCAUCGCUGCCGCCGGAGGCGCACGACGAGAGGCGGACUUCUGCCGCCACGGUGACGCUGCCGGCGGUGUUCGUAGGGGGCAGGCUGGUGGGGGGGCUGGACCGGCUCAUGGCCGUCCACAUCUCUGGCGAGCUCGUGCCCAUCUUGAAGCGAGCCGGCGCUCUGUGGCUAUGAAUCGCAUCCAAUUCCGUAAACCUUCUUCUGCGUCUAAAGUGAUUCUGCUGCCAUUAAUGCUGCUCGAUUUGGUUCGUCUUCCUGCAAUGUAAUGAUGUAAGCUGCGAUUCUUACGGAGCCGAAUAAUUUUUGGCUGGGAGAAGGAUUGUGUGUCCUGCACAUACAAUAAAUUAUUCGCAUGACUUCAGAGAUUUAUUGAUA
This is a messenger RNA of Musa acuminata subsp. malaccensis (wild Malaysian banana), 715 nucleotides long. Its product is annotated as monothiol glutaredoxin-S9. NCBI's taxonomy places the organism in Eukaryota, Viridiplantae, Streptophyta, Magnoliopsida, Zingiberales, Musaceae. The record is from RefSeq and is a predicted model, not a curated record.